This is a messenger RNA of Solenopsis invicta (red fire ant), 4375 nucleotides long. RefSeq names its product jouberin. Lineage: Eukaryota; Metazoa; Arthropoda; Insecta; Hymenoptera; Formicidae. Gene Ontology annotation, biological process: motile cilium assembly. Gene Ontology annotation, molecular function: protein binding. Gene Ontology annotation, cellular component: ciliary basal body. The record is from RefSeq and is a predicted model, not a curated record.
UCUCCCAAUGCGAUGGACAACGUAGUUAACGUAGGAUUUAUAUUGCGAGUAAAGUUUACAUACGUGUAUGAAUAUUAAUGAAGAUCACAACGAGGACAGAAUUAUUUUCUUCCAGGGCCGCGAUGAUAUCACGUUUGGUGCAUUGGCAAGUUUCAUGAGUGAUCGAUCGGCUCGCACAACUGGAGCACACGCGAUGUUUCACACUUGCGAACGACCUUCUUUCUUUUAAUAACGGCGCGUCGGCAGCCUUAAAAAGAAAGAGUCGAAGCCAGAAAGCCGCUGCGCGUACAGAGUAGGCAGAGGGGCCACAGAGAGAUGGCCAAAUCCGCCGAGUCUGCGAGGAGAAGAUUGAGAAGAUCGCGCAACGUGUCCUCCUUUUUCGAGGAAUCGACGCCGCCGUCGCCGGCAAAGACAACGGUGAACGUCAUCGCGGACGUUCACAACGGGGCGGGCGAAAGGUCGUCGAGUCGACGACAACGAGAUGACGACAAGAAGACUAAGCAAAGAUCCUCGCAAAGCUCCAAGGCUUCUUCGCGAGCGAGGAGCGGAAGCGCUUCCUCGAAGGAUCUCCCCAAACAUGGGGACGACUCGAUGAUGACGGAGUCGCUGGAUCUGAUAGAGGAAUUCGAGGCAUCGAAGAAGAGAAACGAUGAGUCUCUCGAGGAGAAACCGCGGCGCAGAAAGCAAUGGAACACCGCGACGGCGGUUGUGGCGAACGUGACGAUCGAAACGGAAGCAGGAGACUCAGCAUCGAAGAGGCCACAGCGGAAGAGGUGGUCCAAGGACGCCGGCGUGAUCCGAUUGCCCGAGACGAGCGGCGACGACGACGCAUCCCCGUUGAUCGACGUUGAUUCAUCGCGCAAGACGCCGCCGCCGCCGCCGCCGCCGCCGCCGCCGCCGCCGGUUCCAGCGCCGCGAAUCAAUCUACCAUCGCGAUCAUCGCGAAGCGAUGCCCUCCUUGACAAUCCGGCCUUCGUGUCGGAUAACGAGACGGACGAGGUGCUCCGGAUCGAGACCGAUCACGAUCGGGUCAUUAGCACUAAGAUCGAAAUGAGGAGGAUGAGCGAGGAUGAGGCUGGCAGCCCAGCCCUGCGCUUGAGCAGCGGCGGCGGCGGCGGCGGCUCUUCGGCAAGAAAGCAUCGGUGGGAGAGCACCGCGGCGAAGUCCAACGAGCGUCUCGCGGUGGACAGCGACGAUCAUCGUUCUUCGAAAGCGAAAUCCUCGGAAAGUUCUCGAAGGAGCAGCGUCGGCCAAUCGGACGAAUCGGACGAUCCGGAGAGAAUCACCCGCGCCGCCGACGAUCACACUCGAUCGAGCUCACGAGCCUCCGAAGAGCGUGGAAUUUCGAGCAGCAGCAGCAGCAGCAGCAGCCGCCGCCGUCGCCGCCGCCGCCACAGGUCUAAAUCGCGAGAAACGACGCGCGUCAAUCACGAAUCCUCGAGGAGAAGAGAGCGAUCGUCCUCGUUGAUCGAGAAGAGGGACGCGCCGCCGCCGCUGCUCGUUGUCAGCUCAUCCGCGAGGGAUGCGAGCUCUGCGGUGGUGGAUCCGGACGCGAGGAUCAGAAGACAGAGGAAGAAGAAACGUAAGCAGGAAAAGGAAGCGACCAAGGAGGAAAUCAAGUUUAUCUCUGUGACGAUUCACCGGGCGGACGUGCUAGAGGCCGAUUACGUGAGUGUCAGACGACCGAUGGUCAGGAUUCAUAUCGUAGAGGCUCGCACGGGCUCGUAUCUGAAGAGCGGUAACACCUAUCUUCAGCCAAUGAUCACCGGCAAGUUCGACUUUAAGAAAAACAAAUCGAUGAUACCAGUCUGGGAAGAGGAGCUCAUCUUCGAGCACAGCUUCGACGCGAUUAUGAGACGCGAGGAGAAUGAACGAGUGGUGAUUCUCUUCGAGGUGAUAGAGCUCCUCAACUUUGCCGACGCGAGUCUCGGUUACGACAAAGUUGGUAGCGAAGGAUGUUGGAACAAAAUUGCCUGGGCAUUCCUCAAACCCGUGGGUGUAAAUAAUAUUUUUUAUACGGACAAGAAGGUGCGAUUGCAACUUUACAAACCCAGACAAAGUUUUAAAAAAUACGGGAGACAAAAGUGCGAGGUUUACACUUGGUGGCAAUCGAACAACAGGGACAAGUAUCCCAGUAGUCUUCUGGUAACAGUGACGUCAGUUCCACCGCCGAAACUCGAGCCUGUGCUUUAUCAAAAGUUGCCAAUGAACGAUCUCUUUAAUGACGCACAAAUCGAUUCGCGGGGUGUUUCGAAAUGUACGUCCGAGUCGAUAGGUCUCCCUAAAUGGGCGCGACUGGCCGCUCAAUCGUGUAAAAUUCCAAACGAGACGAUGUUCGAGACGGAAGUGAGCGAGAAAGGCUGCUUCUACGUCGCCUUCAGCAACGACGGCAAGUAUCUGGCUUGCGUCCAUUCCGAGGAGUACUAUUACCCGAUUGUCGCUUACGAGAUCGAAACCGGCAAGAUUCAUGUUCGAUUUCUCAGCCACAAGACUUUCGUGUACUCUCUAAGCUGGUCCAGCGACGAUCGUUACCUGUUGUCGGCGUCCGCGGAUCAAACGGCACGUAUCUGGGAUGUUCGCAAUCAAAUCGUGCAGUAUGUCGAGAUGCUGCCGCAUCCUUCGUAUGUUUAUUGCGCCAAGUACGGGCCCGGCAAUACGACGAUCGUGGCGACAGGAUGUUACGAUCGAGUAGUACGCAUUUGGGCGAACGACGACAGGAGGUCAAGGAAACGAGAACUGAGCCAGGAGCUGGAAGGCCACGAGGGUUUCGUCAAUUGCAUGGUUUUUCAAAAAAAUGGUAACUUAAUUACCGCCGAUAGCGUGGGAUUGAUAAUCCUUUGGACGAUUCGCGAAGACAGUAGGACGCCGUCAAAGAGAAUAGGACGCAUGUCGAGGAAGAUAAAACUUGGCGAGAUCGAGGGUGUCAUUAUCAAUACGAUCGUCCUGCAUCCCCUCGAAUCUAGACUCCUCGUGCAUUCGAGAGACAAUGGUCUGCGAAUCCUGGAUCUUGCAACCGGUGUAGUCUUGCGAAAGUACAAACGGCUGAAUAAUCAAAGAAUACAACUCAAAGCCUGUAUAUCUCCCUGCGGUGGCUUCGUUAUAUGCGGUAGCGAGGAUUCCGUACUAAAUAUCUGGAAUUUGGAGACAGGUAAAAACGUAGCUAGAUAUACGAACAGUGGACGUAGUUCGAGCAAGAUGAUUAUUAGCUGCGUGGAUUACCAUCCUUAUGAUCAUGUUUUGGCAUAUUCAAUAUUCGGUAGUUCUACGUCAGUUCGCGUCUUGAAGUAUAAUAAAAACGCGAGCGGCAAUGACGUUGGACUACAUCUUAUAGAAGACACGUCGCAAAUUCGAGGUAACGAAGUGAUUCUAAAUGCCACGAAUCAUCCUCCGUCUCGACAGAGUAAGCCUAGCUGUAGCACGGUAGGAAGGGAAGUAGUUUCUCCUCUAUCUCAUCGUCCCACGGCUAAUCAUACGAUAAUACAUAUCGAAAAUAACGAUUAUGAGCGAUCAUGGACGAUGCCGCAUCAUUCGAGAGAAAUAGAACGAAACUGGAGAAAGAAGAGCUGGGAUCGACUGCAUUGUAUUAUCGAAAAGAUCGACUCGAUAUUGUUCGGAAAUUCAAUGUUUUUUGACGACGUCGCUGAAGCCAAACGGAGUUCUAGCACAACCGAGCGCUGCGGCUCCUGGAUCAAUACGUCCAACAACAUUGCACUUCAACGAGGUGAUAUGCUUUUGGAAGACCAUACCUCAAACUCCACGAGAUUUCACGAUGGUGUCGUCCUUGGGAAUGGAAACGACACGCAAUCCAGUUUCACGACUGCAUCCAAAAGUCCGAAACACUCGUUCGAUUUCCGCAAUUCAGCAGCUCCAUUUAAAAAAACAAACACUCCCAAAUCGUCGCAUAUCAGCUCCCCAGAUAGCGCUGGUACUUAUGUAGUGGAAAUGUCCAACUUGAAAAACGUCGAGAUUGCUGAGGAGAUGGAUUCCGUUCGAAUAGUUGAAAGCGAUAGCUCACGGAUCAGCAAUGUUACAUUCCUGAUAGAGAACGAGCAUAAGUGAUACUCUUCGGACUUUGCAUCGGCUCCCUUUGGAAUCUUUUUUUUCCAAGGUUUGUGCCCUGUUAACAGGUUUUAUCUUUAUCACAUCAUAUAACACUUUUAUAUUAUUAAUUUCAUAUUUUAAUGAUAUGUAUGCAAAAAAUAAAAUGCAUGUAGAAAAAAUUAUUAUAGAUAAACUUUAUUUUACAUGUAACUUUAGUUGCAGAUCAAUAAAAAAAUAAAAAUAUUCGUUACAAUAAACCUCGUGAGAAUUUCUAGUGUUACGCAUACAAUAUAUGGCAAUAAAGUAAAUUAUUCCAAUCCAGGAGGUCAGAUCA